Molecule: messenger RNA, 1185 nt
Organism: Symbiodinium natans
Lineage: Eukaryota; Dinophyceae; Suessiales; Symbiodiniaceae
Source: the annotation of a GenBank genome assembly
AUGUUGCUGGAAGAGGUUCCGGUGGCUGUCGAUUCCUUCCAUCAUGACCAGUGCCAGGCAUUCUUCUGCAGCCAUGCCCACGACGACCAUCUCAAGGGGUUAAGCGGAAGUUGGCGCCGCGGCCAUAUAUACACGUCUCAGAUCACCGCGCGGCUACUUCGAAGGCGAUGGCCGCCGCUGCAGCCUUUCCUGAGGCCUUUGGAGGUGGGGCCCGUACACCGCAUUCUUCUAGGAGGUGCUGGAGGGCUCGAGAUUGAGGUGUGCCUCGUGGAUGCCAACCACAUACCCGGGUCUGUGAUGUUCGUGUUCUCAGGUUUUUUCGGCACCAUCCUCUAUACCGGCGAUUUUCGCUUUCAUGAGGACCAUGCGCAUCUGAGUGUUCUUCCCCUCUUCACUCGGCCCAAUGCAGAACUCUCGCGUAUUUUCCUUGACAACACCUUCUGCCAUCCACAGUUCCGACAUGCUUCGCGGGCCGAAGUGUCCAGGGCAAUUACAAAGCGCUUGAUAAGCAAGUGGCCCUGUAUAGCCUUCGUGGCUGUCUAUAAAAUGGGUAAAGAGUCCCUACUCGCUGAGUUGGCACGGCGAUUGAAGACCAUGGUUCUGCUACCGAAAGAGCGCCUGAUGGUGACCAAGGACCUUGAGAUCGGCUGCCCCUUUCAGGAGCAGCCUUGCAACCCCCAGAGCGCGCCGGCCGAUGAGCUUCGCCGCCGCAGUCUGCAGGGCUGUAUCUGGGCAGUCUCCCGCAGAAACUUAAGAAAAAGCCUGUGGCAAGCUGCUGAAUCUGGUGCUGCGGCGCAUGCAAUAGAUCCAUCUGGUUGGGCGGAGCUAUCUCGCAAGGAGUAUGUGCCUUGCUUCGAGGAUUGUCACACGGUCAGCGGGCAAGAAGUUCCAGUUUUCGUCAGUGAUGAUGGGGUUUCUCACUAUCCGUAUUCGGACCACAGCUCCUUCCUGGAACUGGUUCAGUUCCUCUCCUGUUUGCCAGCCGCGCCAGUAACCUUCAUUGAAUCUCUGCCAGUACCUGGUCCCUUCGGGUAUGAUGGUGAGGUCGGCAUGAACAGGCUCCUACACGAAGCUGGUGUGCCUUCGAUCAGAUACAGCCAGCAAGGCCGGAUGAGAAAGGUGGACAGAAAGAGGACGGCGGCUUGGACUUGCAGCAUGGAGCUUGCCAUUUGUCCGGCUCCAUAA